This is a messenger RNA of Armigeres subalbatus, 1488 nucleotides long. RefSeq lists its product as uncharacterized. Lineage: Eukaryota; Metazoa; Arthropoda; Insecta; Diptera; Culicidae. The record is from RefSeq and is a predicted model, not a curated record. The transcript is spliced from 3 exons. Bases 1 to 1488 code for a protein of 495 amino acids.
AUGCAGCCGGACGAAGAUGCCGCCGACAGACGACUGGGCGACGUUUCGGUCGGCAGUGGCUUGGAUGGUGAGGUAUCUGACGGAAAGUCAGAUGGUGAUAAGGGUAGCUCGCGGCCGGUCGUUACUGACGCAGCAGACUCAUUGGAGACACCUAGGAUUCUCCAAAGAAGUCUCCUGGAAGCCUCCAAGGCGACUCCUGGGAGAACCUCCAAGACGACUCCUGGGGGAGUCUCCAAGACGACCCCUGGGGGAGUCUCAAAGACGACUCCUGGGGGAGUCUCCAAGACGACUCCUGGGGGAGUCUCCAAGACGACUCCUGGGGGAGUCUCCAAGACGACUCCUGGGGGAGUCUCCAAGGCGACUCCUGGGGGAGUCUCCAAGACGACUCCUGGGGGAGUCUCCAAGACGACUCCUGGGGGAGUCUCCAAGACGACUCCUGGGGGAGUCUCCAAGACGACUCCUGGGGGAGUCUCCAAGACGACUCCUGGGGGAGUCUCCAAGACGACUCCUGGGGGAGUCUCCAAGACGACUCCUGGGGGAGUCUCCAAGACGACUCCUGGGGGAGUCUCCAAGACGACUCCUGGGGGAGUCUCCAAGACGACUCCUGGCAGUCUCCAAGACGACUCCAGGGGAGUCUCUAAGACGACUUCUGGGAGUCUCAAGACGACUCCUGGGAGUCUCCAAGACGACUCUUGGUGGAGUCUCCAAGGCGACUCCUGGGGGAGUCUCCAAGACGACUCCUCGGGGAGUCUCCAAGACGACUCCUGGCAGUCUCCAAGACGACUCCUGGGAGUCUCCAAGACGACUCCUGGGAGUCUCCAAGACGACUCCUGGGAGUCUCAAGACGACUCCUGGGAGUCUCCAAGACGACUCCUGGGAGUCUCCAAGACGACUCCUGGGGGAGUCUCCAAGACGACUCCCGGGGGAGUCUCCAAGACGACUCCCGGAGGAGUCUCCAAGACGACUCCUGGGGGAGUCUCCAAGACGACUCCUGGGGGAGUCUCCAAGACGACUCCUGGGGGAGUCUCCAAGACGACUCCUGGGGGAGUCUCCAAGACGACUCCUGGGGGAGUCUCCAAGACGACUCCUGGGGGAGUCUCCAAGACGACUCCUGGGGGAGUCUCCAAGACGACUCCUGGGGGAGUCUCCAAGACGACUCCUGGGGGAGUCUCCAAGACGACUCCUGGGGGAGUCUCCAAGACGACUCCUGGGGGAGUCUCCAAGACGACUCCUGGGGGAGUCUCCAAGACGACUCCCGGAGGAGUCUCCAAGACGACUCCCGGAGGAAACCCAGAACUACCCGAGCAUAAGCGGAUGGAGGACACUCAAGUUGGACGACCUUCGGGCGCAUCAUGGCAUAAGGCACCCGGUCGAAUCUGGGGGCCGUUCGGGAUGAACGGAACCGUCCGACCGAGUGAUUGCGAUUUUGCCAUUGGCCCGUGGCCGGCGGAAAGAGUCAUGUUCGAACAGAGAGAAAAAUGCGAUUAG